CAAAACGUGGCUUCCGGCUGGCCGGCGCCUCCCGCAGGCCGCGCUGCGCGGUGCGGCGGGGGGCGUGGCUGGGCGUGGGCGCGGGCGGCGGGCGCCUACGCGGGGCCGCGCUGGCAGCGUCAUCUGACGGCGCAGGCGAGCAGCAGCGCCAGCAGCGGGGCGAGCAGCGUGGCGGCGGCGCGUGGGGGACCGUGGUUGCGGCGGGCGGCGGCGCGCCGCGCGCCCGAGUUGACGGUCAGCUCGUUGGGCAUGUCGCGCACCGUCGCGCUGUGGUCGUGCGCGCUGUCCUCCAUCACGGCCUGCAGCGGCGCUGCGGACACAACACGCCAACGAGAGUUUUUCCGCAAAUCAGAAACUCAUGUUAAUUUCUGA
Messenger RNA from Gryllus bimaculatus (two-spotted cricket), 372 nucleotides. The record is from the annotation of a GenBank genome assembly. Lineage: Eukaryota; Metazoa; Arthropoda; Insecta; Orthoptera; Gryllidae.